Messenger RNA from Microthlaspi erraticum, 375 nucleotides. Lineage: Eukaryota; Viridiplantae; Streptophyta; Magnoliopsida; Brassicales; Brassicaceae. The record is from the annotation of a GenBank genome assembly.
AUGGUUUUAUUAGAUGAAAAGGGUGACAGAAUCCACGCUUCAGUUGAUAAGGAUUGUGUUGGUGAGUUCAAAAACAAGUUGGUAGAAGGUAGAUCGGUCGUAUUAGACACUUUUAAGGUUGGUCCUUACCAAAGUGCCAUACGCACGUCGAGAUGUUCUUUUAAGAUCAGAUUCUACGCCACUACGGGUGUUAGUCCGUGCUCUGAUUUUCCGGGUCAUGUACCCGAGAAGUAUAUGCUGAAUUUUCAGGAUAUACUAUCGGGUAAUUUGGACAGGUCUUAUUUGAUAGACGUCAUGGGUCAGAUAGUACGUAUGGGUAAUGUCGAAGAGGUUACUGCACAGAGAAAAGCGCUCAGAGACUUAGACUUGAUCUAA